AGAGGCAUUUACAUAAACACGAGACUUUGUGCGGCGUCAUUACUAUUUAGCCAGUCUCGGCGCGAAGAGUGGACGAUAACCCUUUCUGCUCAUUCUGCCAAUAUGAAGGUACUCGGCGCGGCACUUGUGCUCGUCUGCCUGCUAAUAUUUGCCUUCGGAGCGGACGCGAGUCCUGCGGAAAGGCUAAACGUGCCUAAGGUGCGUGAAUUGCCGGCCACUCCGGCCCCCGGAAUAUGCAACUGCAAGUGCAGUCUCAGCCACAAUGACAGGUUCUGCGCCGUCAAUAAGAAAAACGAGAAGCAGACCUUCCAAAACAACUGCCAACUCGAUUGUUACAAUUGCACUCACGAAACUGAUUACACUCGGCGCUACGACGGAGAGUGCAAGAAGAAAUAAAGCUGACCUCAGUAGGGCACAGCAUUUUUAACCCGGGAAUAAUCGCGUAGCAAAGUUCUCGCGUGUUCUAUUACAUUGUGUUUACAGUUAAUAAA
Cloeon dipterum is the source of this 491-nucleotide messenger RNA. Its product is annotated as Kazal peptide Pr13a-like. The record is from RefSeq and is a predicted model, not a curated record. The transcript is spliced from 3 exons. Gene Ontology annotation, molecular function: protein binding. Bases 103 to 396 code for a protein of 97 amino acids. Lineage: Eukaryota; Metazoa; Arthropoda; Insecta; Ephemeroptera; Baetidae.